AUGGCCAAGACAGUCCUCAUUACAGGUGCCUCUGGGUACAUCGCAACUCAUACAAUUGACUCUUUUCUCCGCCAGGGAUACAUUGUCCGUGGAACUGUCCGGUCCCAGAAUUCAGCAUCAGAGGUUCUAAAGACACACGCCAAGUAUCCCGGGCAAUUGACGACGGUCAUUGUCCCAGACAUCGCAGCGCCCAACGCAUUUGACGAAGCUGUUAAGGGUGUAGAUGGCAUUAUCCAUUUAGCCUCACCAUUCAUCACAAAUGCCGUUGAUUUCGACAAGGAGCUCUUCCAACCAGCUAUCAAGGGAACCACCAGUGUCUUGGAGUCCGCCCACAAAUACAACCCUGACAUCUCCAGGGUUGUCAUCACCUCGUCAUUCGCCUCGGUCCUUGACCCGGCCCAGGGUACUCGACCUGGCUACACCUACACUGAAGCAGACUGGAACCCAGUCACUCCUGAGACAGCCUCAGCCAAUCCGGUUGUGGCAUACCUCGCCUCCAAAACCUUCGCAGAGAAAGCUGCCUGGGACUUCGUUAGGUAUAAAAAGCCAAACUUUGACAUCACCACACUUUUACCCCCUAUGGUCUACGGUCCAGCCGAUCAGCAUGUUGAAGACGCUACCAAGCUGAACACCUCCUCGGCGGAUAUCUACAGACUCAUCGAUGGUUCUGAGAAGGAAGUGCCUGAUACAUCUUUCUGGGCGUUUGCCGAUGUCCGUGACCUCGCCGAGGCUCACGUGAGAGCAUUCGAGAGGCCCGAGGCAGCUGGCCAGCGCUACCUUAUCACCAGCUCAGGCUACAGCUACCAGAACGUUGUCGACAUCAUUCGUGAAAAGUUCCCAGAGCUACGUGAGAAGACUCCUCAAGGCAACACCGGGGCUCCUCUUCCCCCAGUCUACCGUCUUGACACAUCCAAGGCCGUUGAGGAGCUCGGCAUGACAUUCAGGACUCUGGAGGAAACCAUUGUGGACACUGUCAACAGCUUUGCAAAGCUGCAACAAUAG
Clonostachys rhizophaga is the source of this 1002-nucleotide messenger RNA. NCBI's taxonomy places the organism in Eukaryota, Fungi, Ascomycota, Sordariomycetes, Hypocreales, Bionectriaceae. The record is from the annotation of a GenBank genome assembly.